Molecule: messenger RNA, 555 nt
Organism: Orycteropus afer afer
Lineage: Eukaryota; Metazoa; Chordata; Mammalia; Tubulidentata; Orycteropodidae
Gene: RAX2
Product: retina and anterior neural fold homeobox 2
Exons: 2
Coding region: 1-555 (184 amino acids)
Biological process (GO): positive regulation of transcription by RNA polymerase II
Molecular function (GO): DNA-binding transcription factor activity, RNA polymerase II-specific; RNA polymerase II cis-regulatory region sequence-specific DNA binding
Source: RefSeq, a predicted model, not a curated record
AUGUUCCUGAACCCAAGCGAGGGGCCCGUGGCCGAGGGCGGGGGGCCAGGGCCGGGUGAGGAGGCCCCCAAGAAGCAGCACCGGAGGAACCGCACGGCUUUCACCACGUACCAGCUGCACCAGCUGGAGCGGGCGUUUGAGGCCUCCCACUACCCGGACGUGUACAGCCGCGAGGAGCUGGCAGCCAAGGUGCACCUGCCCGAGGUGCGUGUGCAGGUGUGGUUCCAGAACCGCCGGGCCAAGUGGCGGCGCCAGGAGCGUCUGGAAUCAGGCUCAAGGGCUGUGGCAGCCCCACGGCUCCCCGAAGCCCCAGCACUGUCCUUCACCUGCCCUCCAGCCAUGCCACUGCCCCUGGAACCCUGGCUGGGCCCAGGGCCCCCAGCAGUGCCAGGCCUCCCGCACCUCCUAGGCCCGGGUUCCGCCAUGCAGGCACCCUUCGGACCACACAUCUUUGGUCCAGCCUUCACCGAUGGCUUCACCCUGGAGGAGGCAUCCCUGCGGCUGCUGGCCAAGGAGCACACACAGGCCCUGGAUAGGGCCUGGCCCUCAGCCUGA